This is a messenger RNA of Cercocebus atys (sooty mangabey), 5234 nucleotides long. RefSeq names its product TBC1 domain family, member 32 (gene TBC1D32). The record is from RefSeq and is a predicted model, not a curated record. The transcript has 33 exons. Lineage: Eukaryota; Metazoa; Chordata; Mammalia; Primates; Cercopithecidae. Bases 71 to 3967 code for a protein of 1298 amino acids. Gene Ontology annotation, biological process: non-motile cilium assembly.
GUGCGCGUGCGCAGUGCGCGGCUUUUGCUCGGACCUGGAGUAAUGACAGUGGGCGUUUGAUUCCAACAGGAUGGCCAGUUUCUCCAGCGAGGACCAGGCAAUGUUGCAGGCGAUGCUGAGGCAGUUGUUCCAGAGCGUGAAGGAGAAAAUCACGGGUGCCCCUUCCCUGGAGUGUGCCGAAGAGAUUCUUUUACAUCUGGAGGAAACUGAUGAAAAUUUUCACAACUAUGAAUUUGUGAAAUACCUCAGACAACAUAUAGGCAACACUUUGGGUUCUAUGAUUGAAGAAGAAAUGGAAAAAUGCACAUCUGAUCAGAAUCAGGGUGAAGAAUGCGGCUAUGAUACAGUUGUACAGCAGGUCACUAAAAGAACUCAAGAAUCUAAAGAGUACAAAGAAAUGAUGCAUUACCUGAAGAACAUUAUGAUAGCUGUGGUUGAGUCUAUGAUUAACAAGUUUGAAGAAGAUGAGACACGAAAUCAAGAGAGGCAGAAAAAAAUCCAAAAGGAGAAAAGCCGUAGUUACUGCACAGACAAUUGCUCUGAUAGUGAUUUGUCAUUCAGUCAGAGUUACAAAUUUUGUCAAGGAAAAUUACAAUUGAUUUUAGACCAGUUGGAUCCUGGGCAACCUAAAGAGGUGAGAUACGAAGCCUUGCAAACAUUAUGUUCCACUCCUCCAUCUGAUGUCCUGAACUGUGAAAAUUGGACUACUCUCUGUGAAAAACUGACAGUGUCUCUUUCAGAUCCUGAUCCUGUGUUUAGUGACCGGAUUUUAAAAUUCUGUGCACAGACAUUUUCGCUUUCCCCAUUACAUAUGACCAAGGAAGUUUAUACAAGCUUAGCUAAGUAUUUGGAGUCAUACUUUCUUUCUAGGGAAAAUCAUAUUCCUACUCUUUCAGCUGGUGUAGAUAUAACUAAUCCUAAUAUGACUCGUUUACUUAAAAAGGUUCGUCUUCUAAAUGAAUAUCAGAAAGAAGCUCCAUCUUUCUGGAUUCGUCAUCCAGAGAAGUAUAUGGAAGAAAUUGUGGAGAGUACUUUGUCUUUGUUAACAGUUAAACAUGAUCAAAGCCAUGUUGUCUCACAAAAGAUUUUGGAUCCGAUCUACUUUUUUGCAUUAGUUGAUACCAAGGCUGUGUGGUUCAAAAAGUGGAUGCAUGCACAUUAUAGCAGAACUACAGUAUUAAGACUUCUUGAAAAGAAAUAUAAGUCUCUGAUAACUACAGCCAUUCAACAGUGUGUUCAGUACUUUGAACUGUGUAAGACUAGGAAAGCUGAGGAAACUUUGGGACAUUCAAAGCAUUGCAGAAAAAAGCAGAAAACUUUCUACUACUUAGGACAAGAAUUACAAUAUAUUUAUUUCAUUCACUCACUGUGCCUUUUAGGAAGAUUAUUGAUCUAUAAACAAGGCAGAAAAUUGUUUCCUAUUAAGCUGAAGAAUAAAAAAGGUUUGGUAUCCCUCGUAGAUCUGAUUGUUCUAUUUACACAGCUUAUCUAUUACUCACCAAGUUGUCCAAAGAUGACAUCAGCUACACAUGCAGAGAAUUACUCUCCUGCAAGUAUGGUGACUGAAGUUCUAUGGAUACUCUGUGAUCAAAAAGAAUGCGCGGUGGAAUGCUUAUAUAACAACAUUGUAAUAGAGACACUUCUUCAGCCUAUUCACAAUUUAAUGAAAGGAACUGAGGCAUUUCCAAAUUGCUCUGAGACAGCUUUAAUUCAUAUAGCUGGUAUUUUGGCAAGAAUUGCAUCUGUAGAAGAAGGACUUAUUUUACUCCUUUAUGGAGCAAAUAUGAACUCUUCUCAAGAAAGUUCUACAGGUGCUCAUAUAAUUGCCCAGUUUUCGAAAAAACUUCUUGAUGAAGAUAUUUCUAUAUUUUCUGGAUCACAAAUGUUGCCUGUGGUUAAAGGAGCUUUUAUUUCUGUGUGUCGUCAGAUAUAUAGUACAUGUGAAGGCUUGCAGGUGUUAAUCACUUACAAUUUGCAUGAAUCUAUAGCAAAGGCAUGGAAAAAGACAAGUUUGCUAUCAGAAAGAAUUCCUACUCCAGUAGAGGGUUCUGAUUCUGUUUCUUCAGUAAGCCAGGAAUCCCAAAACGUUAUGGCUUGGGAAGAUAAUUUGCUAGAUGAUUUACUACAUUUUGCUGCCACCCCCAAAGGAUUACUACUUCUUCAAAGAACAGGUGCUAUCAAUGAAUGUAUGACAUUUAUGUUCAACCGAUAUGCAAAAAAAUUACAGGUCAGCAGGCAUAAAAAAUUUGGCUAUGGAGUUUUGGUUACACAAGUGGCAUCAACAGCAGCAGGUGGUGUUGCACUAAAAAAGUCAGGGUUUAUUAAUGAACUUAUAACUGAAUUAUGGUCCAAUCUGGAAUAUGGAAGAGAUGAUGUUAGGGUAACCCAUCCCAGAACUACUCCAGUGGAUCCUAUUGACCGAAGCUGUCAAAAGUCUUUUUUAGCACUGGUGAACUUGUUAUCCUAUCCUGCUAUUUAUGAGCUGAUAAGGAAUCAAGAUCUUCCUAAUAAAACAGAAUAUUCUCUUCGUGAAGUCCCAACAUGUGUUAUUGAUAUUAUUGAUAGACUUAUAAUUUUGAAUUCUGAAGCUAAGAUUCGUUCUUUAUUCAACUAUGAACAAUCACAUAUCUUUGGUCUAAGGUUAUUAAGUGUGAUAUGCUGUGAUCUGGAUACUCUUCUCCUGUUAGAGGCUCAGUAUCAGGUAUCUGAAAUGUUAUUAAAUGCUCAAGAAGAAAAUAUCUUGGAGACUUCGGAGAGCAACAGGGACUUUAUAAUUGAUGGCUUAUCAGUGGAGAGAAAUCAUGUUCUUGUUAGAAUAAAUCUUGUUGGUGGGCCAUUGGAACGGAUUUUGCCUCCAAGGAUACUCGAAAAGAGUGAUAAUCCAUAUCCUUGGCCAAUGUUUUCAUCAUAUCCUUUGCCAAACUGCUAUCUGUCAGACAUUACAAGAAAUGCUGGCAUAAAACAAGACAAUGAUCUUGGCAAGCUUUUAUUAUGCCUCAAAAUAUCUGAUAAACAAACUGAAUGGAUAGUAAACUGCCGAAGACAAUUUUGCAAAAUGAUGAAAGCCAAACCUGAUAUAAUCAGUGGAGAGGCCUUAGUAGAAUUACUUGAAAAAUUUGUGCUUCAUCUCACUGAAAGCCCGUCUGAAUGCUAUUUCCCUUCAGUGGAGUAUACAGCUACUGAUGCAAAUGUGAAGAAUGAAAGCCUUUCAUCUGUGCAGCAGCUUGGCAUUAAAAUGACUGUCAGGUAUGGCAAAUUCCUCAAUCUCUUAAAAGAUGGUGCAGAAAAUGAUCUUACCUUGGUUUUAAAGCAUUGUGAGAGAUUUCUGAAACAGCAGCAAACUUCCAUAAAAUCUUCUCUUCUCUGCCUGCAAGGGAAUUAUACUGGCCAUGACUGGUUUGUAUCUUCUCUGUUCAUGAUAAUGUUGGGAGACAAAGAAAAAACAUUCCAAUUUCUUCGUCAAUUCUCCAGGCUUCUGACUUCUGCUUUCCUUUGGUUGCCAAGACUACAUAUUUCUAGUUACCUACCUAUUGACACUGUAGACUCUGGCAUCCAUCCAGUAUAUUUUUGCAGCACCCAUUAUAUUGAAAUGCUACUGAAGGCUGAGUUGCCUCUUGUGUUUUCAGCUUUUCACAUGUCUGGUUUUGCACCAUCACAGAUUUGCCUGCAAUGGAUAACCCAGUGUUUUUGGAAUUAUUUAGAUUGGAUAGAAAUCUGCCAUUAUAUUGCUACUUGUGUUUUCCUUGGUCCCGAUUAUCAAGUGUAUAUCUGUAUAGCUAUAUUCAAACAUUUACAGCAAGACAUUCUACAGCACACUCAGACUCAAGAUCUGCAAGUUUUCCUAAAAGAAGAAGCACUGCAUGGGUUUCGAGUGAGUGAGUAUUUUGAAUACAUGGAGAUUUUGGAACAAAACUACCGAACAGUGCUGCUGAGAGACAUGCGGAACAUUAGACUGCAGAGCACAUAGAUCAUGAGGCACACAGUUUAAAUUUAUGUUUUGUUUAUUUUUAAAGGCAACAGGGGGGCUUGUUUUCUGUGUCUGUAACAACAUAUACUUUGUGAAUAUACAUAUUGUAAAUACUGAGAGGUUUUGAAUAUAAUGAUAUAUGUAAGUAGGUAUGAGCUCAAUUUGUGAAUUCAUUUUUGUAAGUUUGUUGUUUUGUAAGGUUAUUAUAGAAUCAGAUCUAGCUUACUUACAGUUCUUAUUCAUAUUUAAGAGUCAGUCCUGGCCGUGCGCAGUGGCUCAUGCCUGUAAUCCCAUCAUGAGGUGGGCGGAUCACGAUGUCAAGAGAUCGAGACCAUCCUGGCCAACAUGGUGAAACCUCGUCUCUGCUAAAAAUACAAAAAUUAGCUGGGUGUGGUGGUGUCCGUGUAGUCCCAGCUGCUCAGGAGGCUGAGGCAGGAGAAUCGCUUGAACCCGGGAAGCAGAGGUUGCAGUGAGCCAAGAUCAUGCCACUGUAUUCCAGCCUGGUGACAGAGUGAGACUCCGUCUCAAAAAAAAAAAAAAAAAAAAAGGCCAACCUACAUCUCCUUCUUGAUUCAGAUGAUUAAAAUAUUUUUUCCAGUGAGUUUGGAAAGGAGAAGUAAUAGUGUAAAUAAUAUUUUGACUAGCUGCAGAAAGCCCAUAAGACAGGAAAAGACAGUAUUUCUUGCAUUCUUUAUGUCUGUACAUAUAAAGGAAAACAGACAAAACCACAACUGCUUCUUUUACAUGUGAAAGAACAAUGAUAUUAUUUAUCCAUGGCAAGUGGUAGAAAGACUGUUGUCCUUUUACAUAAUUGUUUUUUAGGAGUUGCUUUUGAUACCUAUAUCAAUUUAUAAUUCUUUGUUUGAAAUGAAGUCUUUACAUGGUUCAUUGAAGAGACAGAUUGGUUAUUUCAUACUGAUAAGCAUUCUACUCCUAUUUGUUAUGCAUUUUCCUUAGUGAUAGAUUUUACUUGUACUGAACCUGAAAAUAUCAAGGAGAAUACAUUUGUAAAUUAUUUCAAAUGGCCAACACUGUGAUUUGUUUUAUUUAAAUAGAAGUCUCUGUACCAGUAAGAUUAAUACAGUAUGUGAAUGUCUAUUUUUUAUAUCAUAACUCACAAUGAAUAUAUGAAAGAUAAUACAUGAAUAUAUUACAUUAUUCAUUUUUAGACAUAAGUUUAUUUCAAGAAGUUUUUCUAAUUGUAGCUGUUGUUUUUUAUUCUUUCCUUGUAUCUAAAUAUAAAUCAACCAUUAAAAUCGUUCUAACU